AUGGCAAAAACCAAUACUUCCCAACAUUCGGGCCACAAACGUACUAGUAGCGCGGCCCUGUCUCCGCGGCUAACCAACAAAAAUAGAUACACACCAAUCGCAAAUCAUGAAGAUCAAAAUGUUGAUAACCUCGAAGAAGAGGACAUGGAUCUCGAAGAGGUAAAACAAAAAAUUCCUCCACUGUAUAUAUAUGAAAUCGAUGAUUACAUUAUGUUCCUUGAUAAGAUCACACCUAUGAUAGUAGACAAUUUUAACAUAAAUAAUAAAAAUGUAUUCUUGAAAUUAAAUCUAACAACUGUCGACGACUAUCGUACAAUCACCAAAUACCUAUCUGAAAUUAAAAUAAAAUACCACACUUAUCAACUUCCCGAAGAACGAAAUCUAUCAGUUAUAAUCAGAAACAUGCCAACUUCCAUCCCUGAAGAAACAAUAUUCAAGGCCCUUGUUGAGCUAAAAUUCAAUGUCACAUCGGUCACUCGUCUCCAAAACCGUUACAAAUCCCCUAUCCCAAUCGUAGCUGUCUUACUAGACAAAUCGGAAAAAAAUAUUUUUUCACUUGAUCGCCUACUACACUGCGUUAUCGCAGUUGAGAGCCGCAAAAGCGAUUCGUCCAUACCACAAUGUAAAAACUGCCAACGCUUCCAACAUACAAAAAAUUUUUGUAAUCUUCCCCCUAGAUGCGUCAAAUGCCUAGAAAACCACCAUUAUUCUGAAUGCACCAAAGACAUAAACACCCCACCUACAUGCGUCAAUUGCAAUGAAAGUCAUCCUGCCAAUUAUCGAGGUUGUAAAAUUUAUAAGCAAAUUAAAAUUAAAAAUAGCUCCAAACGUUUCAGGAACGCUCCUAAGCAUAUAAUGCAAUCGAGCAAUUUAAACGAUAAUAAUAAUACUAAAACCCCAGCCUAUACUGUCGAUCACAUAAAUACCCAAAAUCAAGACCCAAUCCAAAUAACUCAAAACUUAAGCAACACUCCACCCUACGCCGAAAAAACAAAAAAAAAAACUAAUCAACAUCAAAAAGAAGAAAUCAACAACUCAAAUAUCACUAACGAGCUUAUAAAGUCAUUAAUGCCACUAAUCAGCUCACUCAUCUCACAGAUUAUUAAAAAAGUUAUCGAAAAUCUACCAGCUCUAUUAAAUAAUAUCAAUGUCGUUUAA
Macrosiphum euphorbiae (potato aphid) is the source of this 1158-nucleotide messenger RNA. The record is from the annotation of a GenBank genome assembly. NCBI's taxonomy places the organism in Eukaryota, Metazoa, Arthropoda, Insecta, Hemiptera, Aphididae.